AGAGUGCCUCGGAUCAAGUUUUACGAAGAAUAUGAAUCUGGAUCCAAAACCUGAGCUGUACUGUCUAGUCACGAUCUAAGCAAUGUCCUCAACACCGCUUGUUUGCCUUGACCAGCUAAAUGUCAACAUUCACAGCCGACCGACUGGCUUGAAAUGGAAGCACUGACGUUGCGAGGAUUCAUCAUGCAACUCGGUAGUCGUGCAGUCGAUCUUGUUCUGCCAUUUGGAAGGCAAAAGCGAUCAAUAGAAGGCAUAUGCCCUACUCGAUCAGACCAUGGGCAAGCAUGGCAUGUGAAUGUGGAUCAUUGUAGACGGGUCAACCCCCCCAUGAAAUCAUUGCAUGCGAUAGUCUCGCACAGUGACGACGAGGCCCUUGUAUAAAGCAGGCUGAACCCCCAUUGAUUCAGAGCAGGCAGACAGUUCUUUCUGUUCCAUCUCGACCAUGUUCUCGGAGCAAAUCACCAAGGCGGCUGGCUACCUCCUCACAGGCGUCGUCCUGUACAGCACCAGUAUCGUCUUCUACAACCUUUACAUCAAUCCUGUCAGCAAGUACCCAGGAUCAUGGCUCUACACUUCUACGCCAUUCCCACGCCUAUGGCUAUAUAUCAGCGGCCGUGAACCAUUUGUGGUAUUGGAUAUGCACAAACGCUACGGACCGAUCGUUCGCAUCGCUCCCAAUGAACUCAGUUUUAUAGAUCAACAAGCAUGGAAGGACAUCUACGGACACAAGAACAACAAUCCAAAGGACCCGACUUUCUAUCCCUUUGCUCCAGACACCAAGAACAGCCUCAUCUUGGCAAACGAUGAGGACCAUCACCGCAUGCGAAAGAUGUUCUUGCCCGCAUUCUCGGCUCGUGCUCUUAGAGACCAGAACGACAUGUUGAAUCACUAUGUGCGAAAAUUGGUCGAGGCCUUGAAGGAGAAGCAGAAGAAUGGCGAGAAGGUUGACUUGGUCAAAUUCUACAACUUUACUACGUUUGAUGUGAUUGCGGAUUUGUGCUUUGGAGAAUCUCUAGGACUGCUCGAAAAACAAGAGUACACGCCCUGGCUGCAAGGCAUCUUCGACCAAAUCUUCCUCGCUUGCUCAUCUCGUACUAUUCAAUAUUUCCCACUUCUCUGGAUGGUUGUGCAGAAAUUCAUGCCCAAGUCUCUCACCGAUGCUGCGAAUGCGUCGUUCAAACAUUCAUCUGACCGUGUGGACAAGAGAUUGGCUAUGGACACCGAUCGACCAGACAUCUUUGGUCUAGUGCUCAAGCACAAAGAUGGCGCUAACAUGUCACGCCAGAUGAUGUACUCGAAUGCCGAUUUGCUCAUGAUUGCUGGCACAGAGACUACAGCGACCAUGCUGUCUGGCUUGACCUACAACUUACUCCGCAACCCUGGCCCGAUGAAACGACUGACUGCAGAGAUCCGCGAGAGAUUCGCUAGUGAAGACGACAUCACUAUUGAUGAGCUGCCCCGUCUUCCGUAUCUGACCGCUUGCAUCGAGGAGGGCCUGAGAACGUACCCCUCUGUCGCCGAAGGCGUUCGUCGCAAGACAAAACCUGGCACUGCAACCGAAAUCUGUGGCCAGUGGAUCCCUCCAAAUGUUGGCGUGAGUGUGCCUCACUAUGCCGCCUACCACUCCGAGUAUAAUUUCGUCGAACCCGACUCCUUCAUCCCAGAGCGUUGGCUAGCCGAAGGUAUCGACGGCCACGACCCACGCUUCGCCGCAGACAAGAAAUCAGCAAUGAACCCCUUCUCCACAGGACCCAGAAACUGCAUCGGCAUGAACCUUGCAUAUCAUGAAAUGCGCCUCAUCAUCGCCCACCUCCUUUGGAACUUUGACCUUGAAGCCGACGGCGUGCCUCGAGAUUGGCUCAAGCAGGAGGUCCACGUCGUCUGGGACAAGAAGCCAUUGAUGGUCGGGUUCCGUCACCGUAGCAAAGUCACCUUCGAGACUACGACUUGAACAAAGCCGGUCAUCAGGUCUUCGAGUGCACUGAAUCAGAUACUCUCAUGUCAGAUGCCUGGACUGCGUGUAGACGCAGCCAUCUUUCAUCCUCUGAAUCCUAGCGACUUCCGGCAGAAAGAGACAAUUGAU
This is a messenger RNA of Aureobasidium pullulans EXF-150, 2083 nucleotides long. Its product is annotated as cytochrome P450. Gene Ontology annotation, molecular function: monooxygenase activity; oxidoreductase activity, acting on paired donors, with incorporation or reduction of molecular oxygen; iron ion binding. The record is from RefSeq and is a predicted model, not a curated record. The coding region runs from base 443 to 1951 and encodes 502 amino acids. The transcript is spliced from 6 exons. NCBI's taxonomy places the organism in Eukaryota, Fungi, Ascomycota, Dothideomycetes, Dothideales, Saccotheciaceae.